Pundamilia nyererei is the source of this 405-nucleotide messenger RNA. Its product is annotated as protein FAM134B-like. NCBI's taxonomy places the organism in Eukaryota, Metazoa, Chordata, Actinopteri, Cichliformes, Cichlidae. The record is from RefSeq and is a predicted model, not a curated record. Gene Ontology annotation, cellular component: endoplasmic reticulum membrane. The transcript is spliced from 3 exons. Gene Ontology annotation, biological process: negative regulation of neuron apoptotic process; reticulophagy. The coding region runs from base 79 to 405 and encodes 108 amino acids.
AAAGUCUCCGCUUUGCUUAACACCCAUCUCUGCUGAAGGAGCGGAGGGGCAGAGCGGAGGGACCCCGGUCGUUUUUCAAUGCUGGGGAGCCGGGAAGCAGGACCCGCCGGAGGUGGGCAGGUGGCCGCGGCCGGCGGACCGCCAAGCCGGGAUCAGGAGACCCUUCCCGGCCGCGCAGGGUGUCGCCUCACCGGCCUGGUCAGCUGGAGGCGGAGACCAUGCAGGACUUCAGCCCUGUUUGCUGCAGCCAACGCGAUGUUCGGGUUUGUGGCCUUUGACUCGUUUCGGGCCUACACCCUCCUGGCUUUCCUCCUGGCCCUGCUGGUCAUCACGGUCACCACCCGAGAUGUAAUUCGGUCCAGAUCCGCAGGAGCUCAGUUAUGGCACAGCAUGACAACAAGGUAA